Messenger RNA from Haemorhous mexicanus (house finch), 2724 nucleotides. It is a transcript of the gene NUDT13, whose product is annotated as nudix hydrolase 13. The transcript has 9 exons. Lineage: Eukaryota; Metazoa; Chordata; Aves; Passeriformes; Fringillidae. The record is from RefSeq and is a predicted model, not a curated record. The coding region runs from base 1290 to 2333 and encodes 347 amino acids. Gene Ontology annotation, molecular function: metal ion binding; hydrolase activity.
GGAAGGCGCGGGGAAGGGCGGCCCGAGCCCGCUCCUGCCUCGCUGGGGUUUCUCCAAAGCUCGGGACAGCCUCUGGAGGUGGAGGCUUUGCUGUCUGGGAGUUUUCAUGGUCCCAGCCGAAGCGUGGCGCGGUGGUUCCUGGGGAGGAAGGGGUUAAACGCCUGUCGCGCUCAGGUCGGGACACAAGCUGUCCCUGUGUCCCCGGCGGUGACAGCGCUGCCGCUCGCUCCGGGGCAAAGGCGGCGCUCCGGCUUCAGCGCCGCCAGUUCGCCCGCCGGGCUGAGAGCGACACACGCCGGGCUGUCACCCCGCCACACCCGGUGGGACUCGGUCUGUGUGGCAGUCACCGUCCGCACGAGUGUCUGCACCAGCGUGCCCAGCUCCCACUGGCUUCCCCAAGGGAUCGUCCCAGUCAGGGGGAUCUGGGGCCGAGAUGUCCAGAGCCAUAAGGCAAAGUCUCCACGUGCAAAUAGGGACCUGUGCUGAGGCACCUCUCGGGCUGCCGCCACUGACCUGUGCUGAAGGAAGAGCUCUCAGACUCUUCCUGGCACUGCCCGUGUGUCUGUAACACAGCAAAUCUGACUCCCUCCAUAAAGGGUUUUGUGUUCUGUGGCUGCAGAGUGCAAUGUUCUCAGUGAUCACCAGGGAUUGUGCACCACAGUUCACUUCUGUCUUAGGUCUCUGGCUAUUUUUGACAUCGUGAAGCCAAGGUCAGGCUUUCAGCCUGGGCUGAAAACAUGGUGGGAUUCUUUGGCACAAAAAGCGUUCGUAGCUGGAGAUGAUCCCACUCAGCUGUGACUGCUGCCCCCUGUCUGGCUCAGGGAAUUCUCUUCCACAGCUGAUAUUUUGUCUUUCACUCUCUCCUGGCAUCGGUGCCUUUCCCACAGAUCCACUGUGUGCUGCAGUAGGAUGUGUGGUUGGAUCGAGGCCAUUACAACUGUGGAGGAAACCAGCAGAAGAGCAGCCACCUUCUCUGCCCUUUUCCCCAGGGACACGGGGAUUUGGGAGAGGAAGGUCUAACCUAGACUCAUAAGCAAGUUCUGUGAGACCUGUGUACACUCAGAGGUGGAAACAACCUGAGGUAUCUUUAAGUAAUCUUAAAACUGGCCUGAAAUGGAGUUUGAAGUGUGACUGAAGUGAUCAUUUUAGAAAGCAGGUUCUGCAGAUGCUGUGAGAGGGAGAUUUACCUGGUUAUUGCACCUCUUAAAUCAAACUUAACCUUGCAGGGCUGCUGCAUUACAUUUUAUUUUAUUUUUUUUAGGCAGAGACACCAGCUGUAGGUGUUGGUUAUGGCUGCAGUGCAUCAAGCACUGCACAGGAGAGUUUCCUCCCUCGCCUGCAGGUUGCACUCCACCUAUGUGAGGAAAAUGAGAUACUUAAAUCAGUUAAAGGAAGAUGACAGCCUUUGUAGACAAGCUCAGACCUCAGGAACUUUCUACCUCUUUCACAAUCUCUCCCCCUUCCUGCAGAAAGUUGGGAAGAAAUAUUUGGUACCACAGCUCAGUGCAGCAGAGACGAGGCAGGUUCUGGAGAAGCUGCAGGAGGCCGAGCAGUGGAUGGAGAAGUCGGUGCUGAUCGGGUGUUCGGACGAGCACAGGGCGCGCUUUGCGCUGGAUUUAGGAGCCUUGGAUAAAUCAGUCAUUGAGUCGGAGCUGCAGGGAUCAUUUACUGACCUACGAAAGGCUCUCUUUGUAGUGGAUGGGAAGGAUUCUCCUCUGCUGGCUUCGGCCCAGUCUCUCCUGCGCUGGCACGAUUCCCACCAGUACUGCAGCAAAACUGGGCAGCCCACGGAGAAGAACCCAGCUGGCAGCAAACGUGUCUGCCACGCCAGUGGAGUCACCUACUACCCUCAGGUGUCUCCAGUGGUCAUCACCCUGGUGUCCGACGGGAGCCGCUGCCUCCUGGCCCGCCAGCCCUCCUUUCCCCCGGGGAUGUUCACAGCUCUGUCAGGCUUCUGUGACCUGGGUGAGAACGUGGAGGAGGCAGUGCGGCGAGAAGUGGCCGAAGAGGUGGGGCUGGAGGUGGAGUCGCUGCGCUACUCGGCUUCCCAGCACUGGCCCUUCCCCAGCAGCUCCUUAAUGAUUGCCUGCCACGCCCUGGUGGGAGCCCAGCGGGCUGAGAUCAGUCUGGACACCCUGGAGCUGGAGGAAGCCCGUUGGUUUGGCCUGGAGGAAGUUGUGGAGGGUCUCAAGAGGGAGCCCAGCUCUUCCAAGCAAGAUGAUGACAGUUUCUUCUGUCCCAAGAAAGAGAGAACAGAGCUAUCUGGUGGUGGAGAGGGGAAGAGCAAGACUGCACAUGAGCAUUUUAGAAGACCACAGCUAAUGCAAAGGUGACAGGAACUGCUACGACAAGAACUGCACUUAGAAAAAUCUUGAAAGGAUCAGGGACUCUUACCCUGAGGCCAAAGUCUGAGCUGCUCUGAUUUCACUGAUGAAAUGGUGCCACCUCUCUGGAGGAAGAACAACAAGGGAACCAUCUGGACAAGGAAAGCUCAGUGAAGGAGACACUUCAGGGAAAGGAUGUUUGACCUGCUGCUGACUCGGGCUGACAGUCCUUUCUGCCUGCUUGGUCAGAGCUCAGAUGCCAAGAGUGCAAAGCCAGGUGCUUGAAGGGGGACAGGGAUGUGUCCCUGACUGCCACCACUGGGAUUCACUGCAGGAGAGCAGUGAUAAAAAUCUGCAGUCCUGACACCUGAGCAGCAAGUAAAAAAAUAAGUCUUCCACA